AGCACAAACCCAAACGCAGCACAAAUAAAAAGGGUGAAAAUUUUCACAGCAAAAGGCAUUAGCACGAAGCUUAUCUCUGCAGUGAGUCCCACUACACCAAUGGGCGAGGAAGAGAAAAAACCAGAGGAAACCAAAGUGGAGGAGAAAAAAGCAGAGGAACCCAAGGAGGAGAAGAAACCCGAGCAAGACAAAAAACCAGAGGAGUCAAAAGAUGAAAAGGAAUCCAAGGAGGAGGAAUCUGCGCCGCCACCGCCAGAAAUCGUGCUUAGAGUCUUCAUGCAUUGCGAGGGUUGUGCUCGCAAGGUUCGUCGCUCCCUCAAAGGAUUCCCAGGGGUGGAAGAUAUUCUAACGGAUUGCAAGUCUCACAAGGUGGUGGUGAAAGGCGAAAAGGCGGAUCCGCUGAAGGUUCUAGAAAGAGUACAGAGGAAGAGCCACAGAAAGGUUGAGCUUCUCUCUCCUAUCCCAAAACCACCAGCGGAAGAAGAGAAAAAGCCCGAAGAGGAAGAGAAGCCCAAACCAGAGGAGAAGAAAGAAGAGGUUAUCACAGUGGUUCUGAAAGUCCACAUGCAUUGCGAGGCGUGCUCGCAGGAAAUCAAGAGACGGAUCGAGAAAAUGAAAGGGGUGGAGUCAGUGGAAGCAGAUCUGAAGAGUUCAGAGGUGAGCGUGAAGGGGGUGUUCGAGGCAGAGAAGCUGGUGGAGCACGUGUCGAAGAGGACAGGGAAGCAUGCAGUGAUAGUGAAGCAGGAGGCAGAGAAGAAGGAGGGAGAAGGAAAAGAAGAGAGCAAAGGGGAGAAGAAGGGAGAGGAAGGUGAGAAGAAGGAGAAAGAGAAUGGUGAAGGAGAAGAGAAGAAGAAGAAAGAAGGAGAAGGUGAAGGAAAAGCAGAAGAAGGAGGCACAGAAGAAAACACAGUGAUGGAGCUGAAAAAAAGUGAGUAUUACUACAACCCUCCAAGGUAUGGAAUGGAGUUCUAUGCAUACCCUGGACCAGCUUACCCUCCCCAGAUCUUCAGUGAUGAGAACCCCAAUGCCUGUUCUGUCAUGUAAAAAUGGAGGAAUGAGAGGGGUAAUACUGGAAGAAUUUUAGUGAUUGAUUGGUAUAUCCUGAGAUAUAGAUGUGCCUCCUUCUGUACUUUUUCUGCUAAAUCAAAAACUGAAAUGAAAAAAAUCUACACAUAAGCUGUGGAGUUUUGUAAUGGUUGUACUUUUCCUAAACUCAUAGCAUUAUAUGAAUUAUGUAUAUGGAAAUGUAUAAGUGAAAGGUAAUUACAAAUUUGAAUGUUUUUGUUGCAUUGCA
Messenger RNA from Vigna angularis (adzuki bean), 1294 nucleotides. RefSeq names its product heavy metal-associated isoprenylated plant protein 7. The transcript is spliced from 5 exons. Lineage: Eukaryota; Viridiplantae; Streptophyta; Magnoliopsida; Fabales; Fabaceae. Bases 100 to 1044 code for a protein of 314 amino acids. Gene Ontology annotation, molecular function: metal ion binding. The record is from RefSeq and is a predicted model, not a curated record.